CUUGCACCGCCGCCCGUCUCCUCCUCCUCCUUUCGGGUCGGUGCAGAGGACUACAACUCCCAUCGGCCUCGGCCGCCCCUCCUCUGGCUCCUCCUCCUGCGGGGCUCGCCUCCUCCCAGAAGCCCCGGGAGCGAGACGGGAGGCGCGGCUCUUUCCUCGUCCGCCUUUGCGCAGCGUCUCUCCCCGGGUUUAGCUGAGUGCGCAGAUAGGGACUGGCCGGAGCCGCCCGGAGCUGGGAAGGCCGAGGCUGGCCGGGCAAGCGAGCCGGAGGAGGGAGCCAUGGGGGCGGCCCUGAGUACGUUAGGAAACAUUGUCCUGUUUCCAGUCUAUUUCGUGAUCAGUUUGAUCAAGCGCCUUUUCUCGAAAUCUCUGCCUCCGAUCACACUAGAAAAUCCAGAUGUAAAAUAUGCAUUAAGGCUGAUCGAUAAAGAGCACAUCAGUCAUGACACCAGAAAGUUUCGCUUUGCCCUGCCAAGCCCAAGACAUGUGUUGGGGCUUCCUGUGGGGCAGCAUGUUUACCUCUCGGCCAGGAUCGACGGGAAUUUGGUGAUCAGACCUUACACGCCUGUCAGCAGUGAUGACGACAAAGGAUUCGUGGAUCUGGUUGUGAAGAUCUAUUUCAAAGGGGUUAACCCCAAAUUUCCCGAAGGAGGGAAAAUGUCCCAGUAUCUGGAGAAUCUAAAGAUGGGGGACACCAUUGAUUUUCGGGGACCCAGUGGAUUGCUCGUUUACGAGGGGAAAGGUGUGUUUGCGAUUCGUCCAGACAAGAAAUCUGAACCUGUGCUUAAGCAGGUGAAAUACGUCGGGAUGAUUGCAGGUGGAACAGGAAUUACUCCCAUGUUGCAACUCAUUCGAGCGAUUGUAAAGGACAAGGAAGAUCCCACCGUUUGCUAUUUACUCUUUGCUAACCAGACUGAAAGUGACAUCUUGCUACGCUCAGAACUUGAGGAAGUACAAGCUCAACAUUCAGCCAAGUUUAAGCUGUGGUACACGUUGGAUAGAGCUCCUGAGAAGUGGGAUUACAGCCAAGGCUUCGUGAACCAAGACAUGAUCAAGGAACACAUGCCUCCACCCCAAGAAGAUGACGUUCUCAUCCUGAUGUGUGGCCCACCGCCGAUGAUCCAGUACGCCUGCAUUCCCAACCUGGAGAAAUUGGGUUACACCAAGGAGAUGUGGUUUACUUACUAACUGGGGGUCAGGAUAAAGUAGAAAGGGGGAAGUAGGGGGAAAGAAGGAACAGAACUUUGGGGAAUAACCGGUAACGGAAACUAACUGAGUAAACAGAGGCGGAACCAAUCUUCAGAGGAAUUCCAACUUGCGUCACCUUGUGUCUUUCUAACCUGGCAAGCAGAAGCCUCAGCUAGACUGAUUAACCGUGUUGUAGAUCUUACUCUUUGCUUUGCUGUGUGUAUCAAAUCUGUCCCUAAGGCAAUGAAAUGAAGUUUGGCUUUUUUCACCCCCGGAUGGGCAAAUGUAGCUAGGCACCCUUUUCGCCAAAGAGUGAGUUGGAAACUCCAAGUGAAGAGGUGAAGGAAGCAACUUCACCCUUCCUGCUUUUUCUGCACCAAAGUUUUAAAUGCGCACCUGUCUUGCACCACCAUAUAUGUUUGGUGUCCUCCUUCAUUUGCAAGUGGUUGGGGGCAGGGGGAGAAAUUGCUCCACCGGCCAACCUACAGAAACAUAAUCGUCUAAAAGGCAGGGGAUAGAUUGGUUCUGUCCUUCCCAAAGUACGGACAUAAAAGAAUGAGGUCCCAAUCUUGAAAUUCUUAAACCCAUAGGACAGAAAUGAGGAGUCGGCCUCUACUCUUCUUUUGGGCCUUUGUCUGGGGACAGAAUUCGCAGCUGGGCUUUGCAUAGGAUGGAAUAAGGGUGCGUAUACGGGAGAUUCCCUAAACCUACCGUUGUCCAAAGGAUGGGCCUAAAGACAGAGACGUCUCCCAGAAACUUCCACUGGGAAAAAUAAAAAGAAUGUCAAUUUGGUUUGGAGGGGUUGAAAGGUGGACGAUGGGAUAGCCUGUUAGUGAAUGAGAAGAGUCUAUAGGCCUGCUUAUAUUUUAAGUACAGUAAAGGGUGUAUCAAUCUAAAGGAAUUUCUUUGUCUCUUAUCCCAACUUUCUGUUGCGUCAUUCUAUUAUUCUACCGCACUGGCCAUCAGUGGUCCUUCUUUAAUUAGCUAAACACAUACCCAUAUUUAUAUAUAUAUAUGUAGAGGUAGCUCAGUUACAAAAUAUAUCCGUGUAUUGUUUCAGUAGCCACUCAUGCUGUCUGGGGAAUUCUGGGAGGUUGAAGUCCACCUAGUUUAAACAGACCAAUUCUGGGUGUUGAAGUCCACCUAACUUAAGCAGGCCAAAAAGUUGAUUUGGAGUCCACCUAACUUAAGCAGGCCAAGGUUGAGAAAACACCACACUAGAUUCUUCGCUCAACUGUCCUCCUGCCGCAGAAAAUAAAAAGUUUAUAUUGUGCUCCUUUUUGCUUAAUGCGAAUAAAACAGCCUUUUACCUUUUACUAACCGUGUGGAGGCUGAAUAACACCAGAUUUCUUCAUAACAAACUGGUUUUUGUAUUAUCUGCCUACUCAGCUCUUUGACUUUUUUCAACUUUUUGUGGUAGAAAUAAAACUCUUUCCUCCCCC
This is a messenger RNA of Pseudonaja textilis, 2630 nucleotides long. RefSeq names its product NADH-cytochrome b5 reductase 3. Gene Ontology annotation, cellular component: mitochondrion. The record is from RefSeq and is a predicted model, not a curated record. NCBI's taxonomy places the organism in Eukaryota, Metazoa, Chordata, Lepidosauria, Squamata, Elapidae. Gene Ontology annotation, molecular function: FAD binding; oxidoreductase activity.